AUAAACCACUUGCCGACCCGCCCCACGCUUUCCAUUCGUGAGGCGGCAUCAGUCCCGUCCCAUCAGUCCCGACCUGUUCCACCCAGAGAUGCCAGCACCUCCGUCAGGCACGACGACGGGCAGUCCUCGUUCAGAUGUGGGCCGCUGGGGAGGGAAUCCCUGGCAGCCCCUCAUGACACCUUCUCCAGAGCCGGAGCCAGAGCCAGACAGACAUGCUCGCCAAAGGGGCCGCCCCUUCUGGGCUCGCUGCUGUGGCUGCUGCUCGUGCCAGAAUACAAUAGAUGAAGACUGGGGGCCUGAGCCCGGUGGAGACCACGGGUCUAACUCCAGGCCUCGAAGGCCCAGCCCCAGGGAUCGAAGACCCGACUCCGGGGGUCGAAGACCCGACUCCGGGGGUCGAAGACCCGACUCCCGGGGUCGAAGACCCGACUCCCCGGCUCGAAGACCCGACUCCCCGGCUCGAAGACCCGACUCCCUGGGCAGCACUGUGAACACAGGUAGAGAUGGCACCAUCCAAGAGGGAAAGCUGGUGGUGACUGGUGUGGAUCUGCUGAGUUCACCCUCGGACCAGAAUCGCCAAGAGCACCACACGGACGAGUUCGAGUACAAUGAGCUGAUUAUCCGCCGUGGGCAGCCUUUCCACAUGGUCCUCUUCCUGUCUCGUCCCUAUGAGUCGUCCGAUCAUGUCACCCUGGAGCUGUUCAUCGGAAACAACCCUGAGGUGGGCAAGGGCACCCACGUGAUCAUCCCAGUGGGCCAGGGGGGCAAUGGAGGCUGGAACGCCCAGGUGACCAAGUCCAGCGGGAAGAAUCUGAACCUACAGGUCCACACCUCCCCCAACGCCAUCAUUGGCAAGUUUCAGUUCACGGUCCGCACACGCUCAGAAGCUGGCGAGUUCCAGUUGCCCUUUGACCCCUGCAAUGAGAUCUACAUCCUCUUCAAUCCCUGGUGCCCAGAGGACAUCGUGUAUGUGGACCGUGAGGACUGGCGGCAGGAGUACGUGCUUAAUGAGUGUGGGAGAAUUUACUAUGGGACCGAAGCACAGAUUGGCGAGCGGACCUGGAACUACGGCCAGUUUGACCACGGGGUGCUGGAUGCCUGCUUUUACAUCCUGGACCGGCGGGGCAUGCCAUACGGAGGUCGCAGGGACCCCAUCAGUAUCUGCCGGGUCGUCUCCGCCAUGGUAAACUCCUUGGAUGACAAUGGCAUCCUGAUUGGGAACUGGUCUGGAGAGUAUUCCCGCGGCACAAAUCCAUCGGCGUGGGUGGGCAGCGUGGAGAUUCUACUCAACUACCUACGCACCGGCUUCUCUGUCCCUUACGGCCAGUGCUGGGUUUUCGCCGGUGUGACCACUACAGUGCUGCGCUGCCUAGGCCUGGCCACCCGCACCAUCACCAACUUCAAUUCCGCGCAUGACACAGACACGUCCCUCACCAUGGACAUCUACUUUGACGAGAACAUGAAGCCACUCGAGCACCUGAACCAUGAUUCCGUCUGGAACUUCCACGUGUGGAACGACUGUUGGAUGAAGAGGCCGGAUCUGCCCCCAGGCUUCGAUGGAUGGCAGGUUGUGGACGCCACACCCCAGGAGACCAGCAGCGGCAUCUUCUGCUGUGGCCCCUGCUCUGUGGAGUCCAUCAAGAACGGCCUGGUCUACAUGAAGUAUGACACACCCUUCAUUUUUGCUGAGGUGAACAGUGACAAGAUCUACUGGCAGCGGCAAAGUGAUGGCAGCUUCAAGAUCGUGUACGUGGAGGAGAAAGCCAUCGGCUCGCUCGUCGUCACGAAGGCCGUCGGCUCCAACAUGCGGGAAGAGGUCUCCCACAUCUAUAAGCACCCAGAAGGCUCAGAAGCAGAGCGGAAGGCAGUGGAGACCGCAGCCGCCCACGGCAGCAAACCCAACGUGUACGCCAUCCGGGACUCGGCUGAGGAUGUGGCCCUGAAGGUGGAGGCACAGGACGCAGUGAUGGGGCAGGACCUGACCAUCUGCGUGGUGCUGACCAACUGCGGCAGCAGCCCCCGGACUGUGAAGCUGCACCUCUACCUCUCCGUUACCUUCUAUACCGGCGUCUCUGGGUCUGUCUUCAAGGAAAGCAAGAAGGAAGUGGUGCUGGCGCCGGGGGCCUCGGAGCGCACGGCCAUGCCCGUGGCCUACAAGGAGUACCGGGUCCACCUCGUGGACCAGGGGGCCAUGCUGCUCAACGUCUCGGGCCACGUCGAGGAGAACACGCAGGUGCUGGCCAAGCAGCACACCUUCCGUCUGCGCACCCCGGACCUCACCCUCACGUUACUGCGAGCAGCCGUGGUUGGCCAGGAUUGCGAGGUCCAGAUUGUCUUCCAGAACCCCCUGCCUAUCACCCUCACCAACGUUGUCUUCCGGCUCGAGGGUUCCGGGUUGCAGAGACCCAAGACCCUCAACGCUGGGGACAUUGAGGGCAACAAGAGAGUGACACUGCGCCAGACGUUCAUGCCUGUGAGACCAGGCUCCCGCCAGCUCAUCGCCAGCUUGGACAGCCCACAGCUCUCCCAGGUUCAUGGGGUCAUCCAGGUGGAUGUGGCCCCGGUCGCUGGUGGCAGGGGCUCCUCAGAUACUAGAGGCAACGGUAGCUCAGAGGAGACCAUCCCUAUUGCAUCUUGAGGUGGGGCUUAGCCCUGGGCCAGGAGCAAUGCGAGUGGAGUCAGAUGAGCAAGGGCAUUGCCUCAAGACAGGGGCCCGCUGCAGAGCAGUUCCCCAGGGCCUCAGGUGGGGAGACCGGGACAUCUGGGGAGGAACCGAUCUCAUUUGCACAGAUGCUAAUAAACUGUUUUACAAUGAA
Molecule: messenger RNA, 2816 nt
Organism: Delphinapterus leucas (beluga whale)
Lineage: Eukaryota; Metazoa; Chordata; Mammalia; Artiodactyla; Monodontidae
Source: RefSeq, a predicted model, not a curated record